AACCACAAUGGCAACGCCAAACUACACGGCGCAGAUAAUACUUCUACAACAGGAGAUUGACGAAAUGAAGGAGGAUUUUUCGGAAAACGACAACGCAUUCUUCCUGUGUUCCAUGUCACUUAUCAUUUUCCUCAUGCAGUGUGGUUUCGCAUUUCUGGAAGCAGGUGCGGUGCGCAGUAAAAACACAACGAACAUUCUGAUCAAAAACCUGCUCGAUUCGUGCAUUGCAAUUGUUGGAUAUUGGGCGUUGGGAUGGGCUCUUGCGUUUGGAGAUUGUCCGAAUAACACCAUCGGAUUGUUUGUAGGCUAUUCGGAGUUUUUCCUCGCAAAUUUCAGUAAUUAUCCAAAAUUUUUCUUCCAAUACGUAUUCGCUGCCACGUCAGCAACGAUCGUGUCUGGAGCGGUUGCAGAACGGUGUGAAUUCGCGAAUUACAUCACUUAUUGUUCAGUUAUAUCGACUCUCGUCUACCCAAUUCUCACGCACUGGGGGUGGCAUCCCAAGGGAUGGAUGGCUCUUGGCAUCACAAGCGGUGUUAUUAACACUCAUUAUGAUGAUUUCGCGGGAUCUGGAGUCGUCCAUCUUUGUGGAGGAUCAAUCUCCUUCCUCGCUGCAUACAUGAUUGGCCCAAGAAUCGGAAGAUUCCCAGAAGAUGAUGAUGAUGAGUGCGAUGAAAUUCUUGGUCACUCUGUUCCUUUCGCAGCACUGGGUGGAUUCAUUCUCAUGUUCGGAUUUCUCGCCUUCAACGGAGGAUCCAUGGCAGAUAUUGUAAAACCUGGAGAGGGACAUAUUGUAGCGUUGGCAAUGGUAAAUACAAUUCUUAGUGGAGCAUUUGCUGCGUUGACAUAUCUUAUUGCUCAUUAUUUGUAUCAUGGAAAAUGGACACUCUUGCUGACGAUUAACGCAUGUCUCGCUGGAAUGGUUGCUUCGUGUGCUGGGUGUAAUAAGAUGGAGCCAUGGGCAUGCAUUUGGGUUGGAGUUGGAGCAGGUCUCAUUUAUUUGGGAUUGAGCAAGCUGAUGGUCAGGCUGAAGAUCGACGACCCACUGGAUGCCUUUGCCGUACAUGCUGGUGGAGGCUUCUGGGGACUAACCUCAGUUGCUUUUAUUGGACAUGACGGUGUAGUUUAUUCGAUUGGUAACACUAUUGGUGGAGCUACAAAUGGAGGUGAUCAAAUUGCUCAGGCAUUUGCUCAACUUGGAUGGCAAUGGGUGUGCGCACUCGCAAUCGUCACAUGGUCAAUUCUCUGGAUGUGGCCUAUUUUUGCACUGUUGAGGAAAAUAGGAAAACUUAGAGUGUCCGCUGAGGUGGAGAUUAAUGGAUUGGAUAUCUACAAACAUGGAGAGUCGGCCUACCCGCUACACGCCUACGGACACGGGUGGCACGAUUUCGAAGCUGCUCCAGACAGCAAAAUCAAUCAUAGUAAACAUCUUCCAGUUGGAAGAAAGAACAGAAUAAUGAGUGUUCAUCCAGAAAUGUCCUUGGAACAACUUGCGUCAGUAUACGACAGGACUGGAAGUGUUGGAGAGUCUGAUCAACCAAAGAGGCUAUUUAUGAAUCAAACUGAGAGGAGAAAAUCCAGAAUGAUUGAAGCAAAUGCACUUCAUGCAUUGUACUUAGAUGAUAAUGAGGUUCCUGAAAGGAAAAACACAAAUCCAAAGACUGUCAGCUUACAAGUCCCCACAACAAUUAUUGAGGCUGCAGAGGAUGAGGCUGAUAAAAUGACAGAAAACGAUCGGAUGUAAAUUGCAUAAUUUAGAACUAACCGAUGCUUUUAGGUUUUCGAUGAACACUUUUCCUAUUUGUAUUUAAUAAUUGUAUCAUCAUUCAAUUUCAUGUAUAUUAUGCCUCUUUUGGAAUCGAAAUAGAAAAAAAUUGCGAUCAAAAUCUGUCGAAAAGUAUCAUUUUAAAAUAUUGAACAAUGAUAUCUUAAAACAAAUCUGAAGGUCAUUUUUUCACAUCUUGGUUGUUGGAUGUGUCAAUCACACAGACACAACUAGAGAGUAACUUUUUGUAGUCUCACUUUUUUGUUGAGAAAACUAUUUGAUAGAUUGAUGAUAAUCGUCUUGUUUGGAUUUUAGUUGGGGAACUUUUCAAGUGAAAUGAAGGAAAAU
Messenger RNA from Caenorhabditis elegans, 2110 nucleotides. RefSeq names its product Ammonium transporter (gene amt-4). Gene Ontology annotation, biological process: ammonium transmembrane transport. The record is from RefSeq and is marked reviewed. Bases 8 to 1741 code for a protein of 577 amino acids. The transcript has 10 exons. Gene Ontology annotation, cellular component: membrane; plasma membrane. NCBI's taxonomy places the organism in Eukaryota, Metazoa, Nematoda, Chromadorea, Rhabditida, Rhabditidae. Gene Ontology annotation, molecular function: ammonium channel activity.